AUGCGGGUUGACGUCAUCAUCGCCGCUUCUCUCUCAGCCGCUCUCACCUUCUUCCUCUCCCGUCGCCUCGCUCCAUCCAAACCUGACUCAAAAUCAUCAAAAGCCGUCAACGCCGCUGUUGACGAUGACGGAAUUGACAGAACGCCGCCAGCCGAGCCCAUCGCGUCCUUCUCAUCGCCCGAUAUUGUCAACGUGAAAUCUCUGCCACGUGUACGGUCGGAGAUGGAGGUGGAGGACGAGCAGGACUAUCAGUUCCUCACGGUCGCGGCGGAGGAGGCGGAGGCGGGCGCGCUGGAGAAGGACGGCGGGCCGUUCGGCGCGGUGAUCGUGCGCAACGGGGAGAUCGUGGCGCGCGCGCACAACGAGGUGCUGAAACACAAGGACCCCACGUGCCACGCCGAAAUCAUCGCCAUCCAGAAGGUGCGCGACGAGCUGACCGCUUUUUCCGACAAGGCGUGCAAGGCGCUGGGGAAGAUAGAGCUGUCGGACUGUGUCAUCUACUCCUCCUGCGAGCCAUGCCCCAUGUCCUUCGCCGCCAUGUACCUCGCCCGCCUCCCGCGGCUGGUGUACGGGGCACAGGCAGAGGCGGCACACGACUUGGGGUACGACCCGUCACACGUGGCAGACGCUAUAAGAGGCACGGCCACAUUUCAGAAGAGCAGCUGCCGUGUCAAGCGCAUCGUUCACCCCGAGGUGGCUCGCGUGUUCUGGAAGCACCGCAGCACUGUGCAGAUCUACUAG
Molecule: messenger RNA, 741 nt
Organism: Closterium sp. NIES-65
Lineage: Eukaryota; Viridiplantae; Streptophyta; Zygnematophyceae; Desmidiales; Closteriaceae
Source: the annotation of a GenBank genome assembly